Messenger RNA from Beta vulgaris subsp. vulgaris (sugar beet), 2236 nucleotides. RefSeq lists its product as hypothetical. Gene Ontology annotation, cellular component: mitochondrion. The coding region runs from base 926 to 1411 and encodes 161 amino acids. The transcript has 2 exons. Lineage: Eukaryota; Viridiplantae; Streptophyta; Magnoliopsida; Caryophyllales; Amaranthaceae. Gene Ontology annotation, biological process: mitochondrial respiratory chain complex IV assembly. The record is from RefSeq and is a predicted model, not a curated record.
UACAAUGUGCAGGCAAAGAUCUCAAAUAGGCAUGCUGGAGGAGCUUCAACAGUCCAGAAAAGUCACUUGAAGCUCUUCCCCUGUCAGUUCUCUAAAAACUUUAGGAUAUGUACUUCACAUGUGAUACCAAUUUGACAGAUUUUAUGUAUACAGUUACCUCUAUGCUAUAAUAAAUGGAAUAUUGGAAUCAAUGUGUACAUCAUCUUCGUUCUUAUUCUUAGUUCAAGUGAUGCUUGACUGCUUGUUGUCUAAGCUCAUUGAUGGUUGUCUUCCUCACACUUUCUGAGAUUUUAUGUAUACAGUUACCUCUAUCCUUGUCACUCGUACUUGGGUACUUCUGUUCUAGUCACAUUCUCGGCUGUUUUAUGAAAGUUCCAUAGUUUUGGCUCGAAAUGAAGUGUUAAAAAUAUUCAUACCCGUGUCAAUAUAUCGAGGAUUCAACACGAUACUUUGAGCUAAAUUGAAGAGUUUGAUCGCCUGAGUAAGAUAGGCGUCAGCUUGUAGAAAUUUACAAGUGAUUAAAUUCCUGACCACUUGAUAUCUCCAAUUUCAUGACAAAUUUUCAGGUCAAUUGUAAUAUUGUAAUGCAUCAGUUUGAAAAUUGGAAUUUGAAAUUUGCCCUCUAUACUUGCAAUUGUUGGGAAUGGAUUUGAAAAAUCUCAUUUUUGUGCAAAUAAUUUUCCUUGUUUUUUUCUGGGAUGGGGGAUGACAGUGUGACACUCAGGACAGUGACCAAAGAUAUUUUAAAAACAUGAUGUAGAAGAUUUUUAGGGUAGUCAACAUAGAAAGGUUAUCUAUAUCGUGUGAUUCAUCCUUCAUUAUAGGCAAAAAGAUCUACUCUAUCCAGUCCACUAGGAGAAAGUACAAAAGGAAACAAGCAGGAAGGAAUAAAUCCUAUUAUCUGGUACUAGAAGAAAUCUGAACGAUGGUGAAGAGUUCAGAGUUCUCAGAAGAAUCCGGUGACUGGGAAGUAAUCCAACAUCCAUCUAGUUACCAACCAUCUUCGCCUCCACCAGAUGGACAACUAUUUGGGUUCGAUUUGGUAAUAAGGGACGACUUUUACGAUGAUAGUUCGUCUAUUUUUCCACCAAGCGAGCAUGAAGACCUUCCCCUCCUAGAGGAUUGUAGUUCACCGAGAAUAGUGUCACCAUCACGAUCACCAUCUUCACCUGCAUGCUCAGAGAUAAAGUCGGAUUCUAGACUCUCUAUUAUGAUGAAUGAUAUCCGGAACAGAAUGUACACAGUUGGGAAAAGGAUGUUUCAGGUUUUUAUUUGCAGCAGCAGUAACAGAAAGUAUUUCUCCAUUAUUCCUGCCACAAUGUUAGCCCUAGCAUUAUUUGCUAGUUUGAGGAUUCUGCAGUGGCGCAACCACCUUGUGCUUCUCAUACGAGAGAGAGACCAGUUUCUCUGAAACCUGCUAAGUAGCCAGCACUGGAUCAACAGGCGGUCCGGUUGCGUAAACCGGACACAUGGUACACGCUAUACUAGUAAGCUAUGCUGGUGCCUGGUGGGUGGAAAUAUAGGCAAUUUUUAGUUUAAAAACGAGUUAUUAGGCCCGGACUAUGCUCCGAGUAAGAAAAAAUUUCAUUUAUUAAUAUAAUACUUUAUGAUAAUAACACUAAAUAUAACUUAGCCUAGUGGUUAGAACUUUAGUAUAUGUACUUGAGGUCUCAGGAUUAAAUCCUAUAUUAUGCAAUUUCUUAAUUUUUUUAUUGUACAUGGAUUACAUGAACUAAAACUCCCUAUGAAGAGCGUCACAGUUUCCUGUUUUCGCACGCCUUUUAAUAUAUUUGUAUAGAUAUACAACUUUAAAAUACCCUGAUUAAUUGAGCUGGGUCAGGGUGUGACGGGGUCAACCUGACCCAAUGGUCACCUCUACUGCUAAGUGCUAACUCACACUGAAUCUGCUGCUACUGUAGAGAAUCAGCCAGCUCUUGCAUCAGAUAGCGCACAUGAACGAGAUUUUGUCAGCACGACGGAAGGUACCGGUCAUGCGAAUAAACUAGGAAGUACAUGAGCAUCCAAAUACAGUUGCAACUUGCAGCUACAAUUAGUUUAAUAUGGUGUUUGCAACACAGCUUAUCAAUGCUGCAGAAUGCAAGCGAAACCUCUCUGGAUUUGAGCCUUCGAUUUUCCAGAACUCGAUUUCCCACUUAUAUGUAGAAUAUUGUAGAACAGAUCUCCAAGAUUCAAUAUAUUAUGUAUGGAAAUAUAUAUAAAUGCAUUGUUUUUUGUA